Messenger RNA from Neltuma alba, 885 nucleotides. Its product is annotated as probable LRR receptor-like serine/threonine-protein kinase At3g47570. The transcript is spliced from 4 exons. NCBI's taxonomy places the organism in Eukaryota, Viridiplantae, Streptophyta, Magnoliopsida, Fabales, Fabaceae. Bases 1 to 885 code for a protein of 294 amino acids. Gene Ontology annotation, biological process: protein phosphorylation. The record is from RefSeq and is a predicted model, not a curated record. Gene Ontology annotation, molecular function: ATP binding; protein kinase activity.
AUGGGAACACGAAUUAGGGUAUCCUAUUAUGAUCUUUUGCAUGGAACAGAUGGAUUUGAUGAGAGUAACCUUCUUGGCUUUGGAUAUUAUGGAUCAGUAUACAAAGCAACUCUUCCAAAUGGAAUGAUAGUUGCUGUUAAAGUAUUUUGCUCAAACUUGGAUGAAGCAUUAUUGAGUUUUGAUAUUGAGUGUGUUGUAGCAUGCAAUUUACGACACCGCAAUCUUGUUAAGAUUAUUACUAGCUGCUCAAAUGGUUAUUUUAAGUGUCUAAUAAUGGAGUUCAUGUCAAAUGGGAAUCUAGAUAGAUGGUUAUACUCUCAUAACAACUGUUUAGAUAUCCUAAAAAGGUUGAAUAUAUUGAUUGAUGUGGCAGUUGCAUUAGAAUAUCUUCAUUAUGGUUCUUCUACACCAGUUGUCCAUUGUGAUCUAAAACCGAGCAAUGUCUUGUUAGAUGAAAAUAUGGUGGCUCAUCUUACUGAUUUUGGUGUAGCUAAAUUGGUGGGUGAAGAACACUUGAAAAUUUAUACAAAAACUUUGGCCACAAUUGGUUAUAUGGCACCAGAGUAUGGAUCAGAAGGAGCUAUUUCCAUUAAAGGAGAUGUGUACAGCUAUGGCUACAAUGGUUUGUAUCCGGUUAAUCUUGUUGGUAUCAAAGCUAAGGAUGACUUAAGAUGGGUUUGUCCUUGGAAUAAAGGGCUAAUUGAGUGUUUGGUGAAAAGAAUCAUCAUAGAUUGGAUUCCAAGACAUUGUAACUUGGUCGCUGAUUGGUUUGCUCAUGUAGCUCUGAGAGAAAAGUGCUUGAAAAACCAGGUUUUACAACCCCCUUCUCCUUUGCCAAAAAUCCUAGUUGAUGAUGCUCAUAUGGUUGGGAAUCUUGUUACCUGA